AUCAGAUAUUUGUUCAUCUGAGCAGUUUUGAGAAAUACUUCUGGGGUCUUUCUCUCAGGAGAAAAAUCUGAGAAGAAUCUCAUAGUUGAGAAAUUGUGCUUUUGUAAAGAGGGUGGGGUUUUUUUUUUACAUCAGAGAAUCUAGAUUAGUUUAAAUAAAAGGCUGUGCGAUUCUUCAUUUUUGUUGUUGUUAGGUCUUUAGGCGAUGCUUUAGUAGAGGACUAAUCUGAGUGAGCGUGGAGGGCUUGUACAAAGCACUUAAAAGCCCCCCAGAGCCUCACGGCUGACGACUGCUGGGUUAUUGGCCUCUGAACGCCGCUUCACUCCUGUGACUCUGAGAGAUCAGCGCUCUGUUCUAGAUCACAGACAUCCGCAGCUGAAGAAGGAAAAAGCUUGGGAAAGCUCUGAUGGUAUCAGGUGUCAGAGGUCAUACAUCCUGGACAUAGUGAACAGUGUGGACGCCAUGGACACAAUAAACUUCACCUCCUGGAACACCUCUGAGGGCAACGAGACCCUGGAGACGGUGGAUGAGAGCCCGUAUAAGACCGUGGAGGUGGUGUUCAUUGUACUGGUGGCCGGCUCACUAAGCUUGGUGACCGUUAUCGGGAACAUCUUGGUCAUGCUCUCCAUCAAGGUUAACAGGAGCCUGCAGACGGUCAACAACUACUUCCUGUUCAGCCUGGCGUGCGCUGACCUCAUCAUUGGCCUUUGCUCUAUGAACCUGUACACAGUCUACAUUGUGAUUGGAUACUGGCCGCUAGGCCCGGUCGUGUGCGACUUGUGGUUGGCGCUGGAUUACGUGGUCAGCAAUGCGUCAGUCAUGAACCUGCUAAUCAUCAGCUUUGAUCGAUACUUUUGCGUCACCAAGCCGCUCAGCUACCCAGUGAAGAGGACGACCAAAAUGGCCGGGAUGAUGAUCGCGGCGGCUUGGGUUUUGUCCUUCAUCCUCUGGGCUCCAGCUAUCCUGUUCUGGCAGUUUAUCGUUGGCGGGCGCACAGUGCCAGAGAAGGAGUGCUACAUUCAGUUCUUCUCCAACGCCGCGGUCACUUUCGGCACGGCUAUUGCUGCUUUCUACCUGCCCGUCAUUAUCAUGAUGGUGCUGUACUGGCAGAUAUCCCGCGCCAGCAAGAGCCGCGUCAAGAAGGACAACCGCAAGCCAUCGGCAGGCAACCUCGAUGUAGCCCCCUCCAAUCAGAUCCGUGAAAACACAGCCAACAAUCCCACCAACAACAACCUAACAGCUGAAGAAACAGACCGAGGACAGACCCAGCUAACAGAUGACGCCGCCAACCAACACGAUGCCAAAAUCCAGAACGGCAAAGCGCCAUCCACGGCAAGUGGAGAAGCGGAAGACGGAGGACGGGGAAACUGCGCUCUCACGGAGGAGAAAGAAACCUCUAAUGACUCCACCUCUGGCAGCGGCGCAGCAGCCAAUCAAAAGGAUGAAGCAGCGCCAUCUAACCCCGUUGAUAACCAGGCUCCCGCGCGACACCGCGCCAAAGCUGGAGGCUCCAAACUGACAUGCAUCAAGAUCAUCACCAAAUCGCCAAAGGGUGACUGUUACGCACCUUCGAACACAACAGUGGAGAUCGUCCCGUCCACCGAGAGGCAGAACCAAGUGGCGAGGAAGAUCGUGAAGAUGACCAAGCAGCCGCCCAAGAAGAAAAAAGCACCACCCUCUCGGGAAAAGAAGGUGACGCGCACCAUCAUGGCCAUCCUGGUGGCAUUCGUGGCUACUUGGACGCCUUACAACGUGAUGGUCCUCAUCAACACCUUCUGCUCCAGCUGCAUUCCCAACACGGUGUGGACCAUCGGAUACUGGCUCUGCUACAUCAACAGCACCAUCAACCCCGCUUGCUACGCCCUCUGCAACAUCACCUUCAAAAAGACCUUCAAACACCUGCUGCUCUGCCAGUACAAGAACAUACGCUCGGCCCGAUGAGCAGUAACGUGUGUGCAUGCGUUAUAUUUCACAUGUGUGUUCAGAUCACAAAGAUACAUGUGUGGAUGUGUUUGUAUGUGUGGAAAGAUGCAGUAAAACAGCAAUUAUAAAUGGAGAUUAGACCCAUAAGAUUCCUCCAUCCUUUAUAGUUUGGCCAAUUUGACUCGGUGAGCUAUAACACUUUUCACUAUGUUGUAAAAAGGUGCAUCUGGGCAUUUAUGUGAUUGCAUUUGUUGUUUUUAUAUAUAUAUAUAUAUAUAUAUAUAUAUAUAGCACUUUACAUACGCAUAGAGGUGAUGCAUGUCACAAAAGAAGGAAAAGAAAUGCUUAAAUAUUUGAUUUAUGAACUAAAAAGUUAAAAAACUAACCAAUACAAGCGAAUAGAUGGUGUCUGAACUAUUCAAUACUACACAAAUAUGGGGACAACAGGGCUGACUGAAGAUCCAAACCAAACGUGUUAGAGCUUCAGUAUAAAAUCACACCUGUAUAUAUGUGUAUAUAAUCAUGUACUGUAUCCGUGUUGUGUGUGUGUGUGUGUGUGUGUGUGUGGUUGCAUGACUGUGCACAUGUGAGUUUGUAGCUAAAGUCAACAUGAAGCCUGUUUACUUCUGUAACCCGAGUGAAAUUCAUAUCUUGAUUUUAUUUCGAUCGCAAAGAGUGUUUUAAUAAUGUGCACCAAUGAACCGUGCAAAAUAAGACCAGAAACAUGCAUUAAAGAAGCAAACGGCUCGUGUUGACUUUAAAGCUUCAAUAAAUGCAAGCAUCUACGAUGACAGUACGACAGAUUGCUGGCUGCAGGUUGUUGUGUGUGUGUGUGUGUGUGUGUGUGUGCUCUCCCUGAGCAAUAAGAGGGUUGAAGAGGCUCUCCGGUGUGCCCGUAUGUUAAAGUGGAUGAGCUUUGAGUGCUCGGGGUCUCCAGGGAUGCAAAUCUAAACCUUUUAAAGUGAAGAGACGCGCAGGAUGAAGAGGCUCUCACAGACACGCAGACAUUAGCAUCCACCUCACCUCUGCUUUGCAUUUACACAAAACAGUUCACUCACGCUUGGGCAAAGAAAAAAGGAAAACACCAGCUACGUGAGCACUAAUUUAGCAGAUACUCCAAAACUGGCUUGUGCAGCUGAUAAAAAAAAGAUUAAAAGGCAGAAAUGCUUUCUUAUCGCCUCAUUGUAAAUGACAUGCCUGACACGUCCAUGUGUGUGUGUGUGUGUGUGUGUGUGUGUGUGUUUGAUCACCUCGUCAGGAGGUUUGAUAUGACUCACAGGUUCUUGCCUUGUGAACUUAAAGGGCUAAAGUACAUAAGCUUCAUCGCCUCAUUACCAAACGCCAAAUCAACAUUAGUUGUUUUUUGAUUCAUUAAAACAGAUUAACAGCAUCCCUGCUCAGAGCAGAGGAUCGUGGGAAAUGUCAGUCAAUCAAUGACAGCAGCAGCUCAUAAAUUUGACAGUGAUGCAUGCUGGGGGAAUAAAGCUCGUGUGUGCAGUGCAUCAGACAGAAACUGUAGCGAUUAAAUGUACCGUGGUAAUGAAGUUUCAAUCAAAAUACCACAGUCACUGUUGUAAUGUAACACGAAUCUCAUUCAAACUCUCCAGAGGAUCUCAUUUGCCAUUUUUCCUUCGGAUAUCAUCGUUGUAUCUCUGGGAUAUUAGAAAACUCUGGUUACAGAAGGUCGCAGAGAAUUAUACUGCAAUGCAUAUGAACAUUAAUCAUCUGAGUCACACAUACACAUCUGUUUUGUUCAUAUCUCAUAACAUAUUUCAUCUGUUUCCAAAUAAUGCAUGGAUUUAUUUUUUAGCACAAUCCCUCCUUCGUGACAUUACUUUGAUGUAAUUGACUUAAUUACAAAAUACAGUAUGCAGCAAGUAUAUUGAAGUACAGAGUGGUGUGUGUGUGUGUGUGUGUGCUAGAGGUCAGAGGUCGUGAGAGAUGCGCGCUGGAGCUGUGUGUUAUUAGUUGCGAGCAGGACAGAUAGCACAGGUGUCAGUGAGAGUUCGGUGUGUCCCGUCCUGUAACCCCAGCCGUAAAUGGACCGGUGCUGGUGUGACACACACUCAGUGUCCUCCAGCGAGGGAUAAGCCCUGAGAGUGUGUGACGCCAGAUAAGAAGAAGCACAGUCAGUCACAUCCUGGAAAAAAAGCCACGCCAUCCCCGGGGUCAGUGAUGCCACUUGUUACAUCAACAAAUAUAUACUUAUAUUCUUACCUUUGGAUGGCUAAAAUCCAUUUAAUCCAUUUAACUGACUAAUUCCAGGACUCUUUUCGCUAGGGAAGCAGGUUCUGCCUGGUUUACUGAAGGCCCUUCCUCUGAUUGUGGAGAGAGCCAAUCACAGUUUAGAGUUCUGGAGUGACACCUGGACUGGCCAAUCAGAUUGUCAGGCCAGCUACAGCCAUCCAAUACACACAGCAAACAUUGUUUUAAUCAUACAUCUGUGUUCAGAGGUUCAUCUUUUAUCAUCAUCAUCAUCAUCAUCAUCAUCAUCGUUAAUGACAGCACAAUUAAUAUUAAAGGGCUUAAAUGUGUUUUCUAAUCUGUUUAAGUUUAUAAAAUGUAUUGAAAUCUCUAUACUAGUGUGUAAUGUGGCUGUUGUUUAUUAAUAUUUUGUUAAAAGAAAUUGUGUGCAUGUUAUUGUUUGUUGUUAGUUUUGUGAAAGACAAAUCACUAAUGUGUGUGUGUGUGUGUGUGUGUGUGUGUGUGUGUGUGAGUGACCUUGAGGUGUGUGUGAUGGUGUGUGUUUUCUAAGGUAGACCCCUGGAGCACCUCGAGCCACUUGCGUGUGUUUUCUAACAUUGUAUGUAACAUUAUUGUGUGUGUGUGUGUGUGUGUGUGUGUGUGUGUGUGUGUGUGUGUGUGUGUGUGUGUGUGUACGUGAGAGAGAACCCAAAUCUAUCGCGUGUUGAUGGCGGUCAAAGGUGAGCGGCUGCCAAAGACACACAAUUAUCGAGACAAACAAAAAACAUAUAAAGAAAUACUGAGACGCAAACUUUAUCAGCACGCUAAUGCUUUUCUAUAACAUUUUUUAAAUCAAUAUGUAAAGAUUCUGUAUAAAAGAUGUAGAGUUGUUCAGUCCGGUGGAUUCAAGCGUGGAAGAAUCAAGCCACACAUGAACGUUAACCAACAGAGACUCCAGACUUUAUGGAAGUCUGUACACUCGCAAACGUUCUUCUCGUGGUUUGAUUAUGGCAAGUUUGAAAAAAAGACAUCUAAGAACUGUGAAGCCAUCACACAAGUAUGGUACAGUAACGGUUAUAGAACGUUAUUCAAAUUAUUAUUAUACUUUGUUCAGAAAUGUUUCAUUUGGAAUGUUCAUUUUCAAGUGUUACUAUUUUAGAACAUUCAAAAGUAACUGUUUGCAAACUGAUACAUUGGAACGUGUUUUGAACAGUCUAACGUUCAGAAAUAACGUUCUCAUAACCUAAUGGGAAUAUUAGCGAAACAUUGUUCACUGGAGAAUCAUAAGGAUUUAUUAAAAAAGUCUCUUCUGCUCACCAAGGCUGUGUUUAUUUGAUCAAAAAUACAGUAUAAACACUAAUAUUCUUAAAUAUGAUAUAUUCUUGAAUUUUCUGCAUCAUUACUCCAGUCUUCGUUGUUUUUAAAAAUACUUUUAAUCAUCAAGGACACAUUAAACUUCUCAGAAGUGACAGCAAAUAGAUUUAUAAUGUUAUAGGUUUUCUAUUUCAGAUAAAAGCUGUUCUUUUGAACUUCCUGUUCAUCAAAGAAUCCUGAAAAAUAUAUAUAUAUUAAUGUUUGAUAAUCAGAAAUGUUUCUGAUUUCUGAAGAUCAUGUGACACUGAAGACUGGAGGAAUGAUGCUGAAAAUACAGCUUUGAUCACAGGAAUAAAUUACACUUCAAUGUAUGUUCACAUAAAAAACGGUUAUUUCAAAUAUUAAUAAUAUUUCACAUUUUUAACUGUAUUUUUCAUCAAAAACGCAGCUUUGGUGCACAGAAGAGACUCCUUUCAAAUAUGUGCUUGUGUCAAGUAUGUUUCUGGUCGAAGGCAGAGCACAGUGGACUUGAACAGAACACAAGUCUCUCGUGUAACGUGUGUGUGUGUGUGUGUGUGUGUGUGUGACGCUGGACCCUCCUGGAUGCACCUGUAUACCAAAAAAAGGCUGUGUUAAGAUGACGUGUAAAUACUGGGUUUGGUUUCUCUUCAUUGCUGCCGUGCGUCACGUGCUUCUGUUCUGAGUCGUGGCUUCCAUCCGUAGACGUGUGCUUUGUUAUCAGCUUAGCGUUUGUAUUAUACUCUAUAGUCUAUAUGUGUAGCACUGAAGACAUGUACAUACAUGUGUUUAUUAAUGAAUAUGAAUGUUAUUGAACUUUAUUAGGGCAAUGGUGACGAACGCUGAUGAAACAUGAGGUGUAUUUAAGAUUUUCUGUAUCGUGAGAUAUACUUUUGGAGACGAGUUCUAGCAAAUAAAGCUGUUAUGAUGAAUAA
Carassius gibelio (silver crucian carp) is the source of this 6374-nucleotide messenger RNA. Its product is annotated as muscarinic acetylcholine receptor M2-like. The record is from RefSeq and is a predicted model, not a curated record. NCBI's taxonomy places the organism in Eukaryota, Metazoa, Chordata, Actinopteri, Cypriniformes, Cyprinidae. The transcript is spliced from 2 exons. Gene Ontology annotation, biological process: regulation of heart contraction; adenylate cyclase-activating adrenergic receptor signaling pathway. Gene Ontology annotation, molecular function: G protein-coupled acetylcholine receptor activity. Gene Ontology annotation, cellular component: plasma membrane. The coding region runs from base 463 to 1941 and encodes 492 amino acids.